Molecule: messenger RNA, 851 nt
Organism: Bubalus bubalis (water buffalo)
Lineage: Eukaryota; Metazoa; Chordata; Mammalia; Artiodactyla; Bovidae
Product: collagen alpha-1(I) chain-like
Exons: 2
Coding region: 1-489 (162 amino acids)
Source: RefSeq, a predicted model, not a curated record
AUGAAGUCCUGCUCGUCGGGCGGCGGCGGGGCGGCCAUGGCGGCGGCGGGCGCGGGACGCUCUGGGCGCUGCGGCGCAGAGCGGGCUUCCAGUCCCCGGCGGCCACUCGGCCCCUGCGGCCGCGCGCGCCGCUUAAAGGAGCCGCCCCCGCCCCGCCCCGCACCCAGGAUGCCCCACGGGCGGGCGGGGCCCCGGGGAGCGGCGGCCGCGCGCCCCGGCCCCUCCCGGCGUCUGAGGCUCCUAGUCUCCGCCCCGCACUCCUCCCGGCCGGCGCACACCCCCUUCCCGCCCCCGACCCGGUUGCCGGCCCAACGACGUCCCGAAAUCUGCUCGCCCGGCCCGGCAGGGGCCCCCUUCCUCGCUGGCCGCCAGACCCAGCGAGCUCACCUGGCCGCCCCCAGCGCGCCCACCCGCUUCCGCCCCCGCCGCCGCUACCGAGAGCUUUCCCUUGCAACCUGGGAGAUCGAGUGUUUUCGAUGUGACAUGUGAAAAAGACUGCGGACCAGCCGCGUCCACAAGGCCCCGGGCAGCGGCACCCUCCAGCUCCCCGCACCCCCACAAGCUCCCUGUGCUCCCACCCACAACGUCCUUCGCUGCCGCCUGCACCGUCCCGCCCAGCACGGGGCUUCCUGGCCUCUUCCCACCCACGUCGGACCACCCUCCCGGCCUCCUGCAGGGGCGCCCCCGCCCCCGCCCCCAUCAUCAUUCUGUCCUGCCCACGGGGCUGACCUGGAGACCCCCAGCUGGCUCCUCCCUUCGCAGCACAUCCCGCCCCUCGCCUCUAGCACUAGGUCACCUACUUCCUAGAGGGCGCAGCCGCUGUCUGCUGCCAGCCCACACGGUCAGGGUCC